AUGGCGGUCGCCGACUGGAGCCAGGCGCGCUGCAAGCGUACUAGAGGGCCGUUUGCCUACUCGCGCCUAUCCCCAUGGGAUCUCGAGCAGCGCGUGGCCUCCAUUGUGGACAGCACACUCAAGGAUAUAUCGCAGCGGUACAAGAUCCAGGAGGAGCUUGGCGCCGGCGCGCAGGCGACGGUCUACAAGGCGACGCACAAGAGGAACCACAUGAAGGUCGCCAUCAAGGUGAUCGAGAUCAAGGAGCUCGAGGACGACGAGCUCUUUGAUGCGCUCCGGAUGGAGAUCCUGUUGCUGCGGCAGCUCGACCACCCUCACAUCGUCGGCAUACGAGAGGUGGUGCACGACGCAAACUCGGUCUACAUCGUGCAGGAGUGCCUCAGCGGCGGAGAGCUCUUCGACGCCUUGCUCGCAAAGGGCCCCUUCAAGGAGGUCGAUGCGCAGGUCUACUUUGCGCAGGUUGCGCUCGCAGUCGAGUACAUGCACGAGAGGAACGUGGUGCACCGCGACCUCAAGGCGGAGAACCUGGUCUUCAGCGCCAAGGGGUCGCCGCAGAUCAAGUGCAUCGACUUCGGCGGCGCCUGCACCUGCACGCCCGACCAGAUGCUCACCGGCCUGGUCGGGACGCCGCAGUACGUCGCGCCCGAGGUUGUGACGGGCUUCGGGGAGGUCAACCCGACGGACGAGCCAUAUGGCAAGGGGUGCGACCUGUGGUCGAUGGGCGUGCUACUCUAUGUGAUGCUCUCCAAGACGAUGCCGUUCCGCGCAAAGCAGGUGGACGCGCUGCUGCGGCAGGUCGUCAAGGGGCGGUUCGCCUUCCAGCCGGACGAGCGGUGGCGGCACGUCUCCGCCGACGCCAAGGACCUCAUCUCUCAGCUGCUCACCGUCGACGUCAGCAAGCGGAUCGACAUCGCGGGCGUGCGGCAGCACCCUUGGGCGGCGGCCGCCAUCGCGCAGUACGAGGAGCUGCUUCCAAAGUACAAGACCAAGGCGGCGAUCAGGGUGGACGCCGACGGCGAGGGCGGCGGCGCGAUGGGCGCCGUGAUGCAGAUGUUUGCGCGCCGCAAGGGCGCCUCUUCGUCGCAGCUCGCAAAGCGGAAGCCGCCCGGCAUGUCGAAGGAGCAGCAGUACUGGUACGCGAUGGAGAUCUCGCCGCCCACCGACAUGCAGCAGCUCGGAGGCGUCAAGGUGUCGGCGGACGGCACGUUCGAGAUGGAGAAUGUUCCGCCCGAGAUGGCCGCCAUCCUCGCCGACAUCGCGAAGAAGAAGGCCGCGCUCGCCACCGAGGCGGGCGCGUACUACCGGCAGGGCGGCGAGCAGAAUGAGGCGCUCGAGACGCUGGCGCUGCUGCGCGAGAAGGACGACCUGAUCGCCAAGCUGCAGGAGAAGAUAGACAGCCAGGAGGCGGCGCUGGACGAGCAGGCCGCGGAGAUAGAGGAGCUCAAGGCGGCCGCCAUGGGCGCGCCGUCGCCCGCGGAGCUGGACGCGGCGCUCGAGCGUGCGCAGCAGGCGGAGGGGGAGCGCGAGGCGCAGCACGGCGCCGCGGUCAAGAUGCAGGCCAAGCUGUCGGCGGUGACGACCCUCUACACCGAGGCGAUGCAGCGCGAGGCCGCGCUCAAAGUCGAGUUCGAUAGCCUCAGGCCGGGCGCCGCAGCCUGA
Molecule: messenger RNA, 1659 nt
Organism: Emiliania huxleyi CCMP1516
Lineage: Eukaryota; Haptophyta; Isochrysidales; Noelaerhabdaceae
Exons: 10
Coding region: 1-1659 (552 amino acids)
Biological process (GO): mitotic spindle organization; protein phosphorylation; regulation of cytokinesis
Cellular component (GO): spindle midzone; spindle pole centrosome; chromosome passenger complex
Molecular function (GO): protein kinase activity; ATP binding
Source: RefSeq, a predicted model, not a curated record